AUGUCCGAAAGGGAGAGGAAAAAGCUUCUGACAAAGCUCAACUCUUUGUUUACAGAAAUUUACAACCUUAAAGAUAACAAUGAAUUUGUUUACAAGUACUUCCAAACAUUGCCAUUGAGGACAGGAACCGAUUACUACAAGGUGAUUAAAAAUCCCCUUUCCCUUCAUGCUAUUGGAAGAAAAUUAAAGCAACUUAAGUACGGGGAUGCACAAGAAUUCAUCAACGACUUAGCUUUGAUUACUUGGAAUGCAAGGUACUAUAAUUUACCCGGAUCUGAUGUUUAUAAAGAUGCACAAGUUUUGGAUCAAUUUAUAGUUGAUGCCGUCAUACCUAAAUUAAGAAAUGAUAAGGCAGUGCCAAAUGGACCGAGCCUAGUCUACCCACAUAUCGGUGACUUGCCGGAUGAGAAAGAUCGGGAAGCUGCAUUAGGCACACCUAGUUACGCAUUUAAUCAAUCUCAAGAACUAAGACAGCAGCCACUUGUGCAGGAAAACUCGCCAAUAUUGAAAAUGGAUGAAUUUGAAAUGAGUGUUACCCCACAAGCUGAACCAGCUUCAUUGUCAAGGCCUUUAGUGAGAACUUCGUUCAAUAGAGAACCUGUAUUGAGCACCCCCAGCAGAAAUAAAUACAACAGACAUCAUCAGAAUCAGCUGCAGGUUGAGAGUGGUAUAAGAAGAGGUCGUCCACCUAUUAUUGACAAGCCAUUUGAAACUCGUAUAAAGUUGGUCUUGAAAGGUUUCAAAAAAUUGCGUGACAGUCGAGAUCGUUUGUUGAUAAAACAUUUCGACAAGCUUCCUGAUAGUAAACUGUACCCCGACUAUUAUCAAAUUAUAAAGGACCCAAUAAGUUUAAAUGAAAUCAGGGUGAAAGUGAGAAGUAGAAAAUACAGCAAUGUUGAUCAAUUCAUCAAUGACUUGGAUUUGAUGUUUGCUAAUUUUCAACAAUACUUCCAACGUGAUCCGUACAGUGAAGAAUUCAUGGACUAUCAACAGUUUAAAAAGGAGGCAAAUGUGAUUGUACAACAUGAGUUGAGCAAAUCAGAUAAAGAAGUUCUCAUGGCUACUUCGUCCGCAAGUGAUGGGGUUUUGCGUUUUCCAUUGGAGUCUUUGGAAAUCGGUGGCUAUUCGUAUAAAAUUGGAGACUGGGUGUUGAUGAAAAAUCCAGCUGACCCUGAAAGACCAAUUGUGGGGCAGAUAUUCCGGAUUUGGUCAACCGAAGAUGGUAAAAGGUAUUGUAACAUGUGUUGGUAUUAUCGCCCCGAACAAACUUGCCAUGGUGUCGAUCGUUUAUUCUUCCAAAAUGAAGUUUGCAAGACUGGCCAGUAUAGAGAUCAUUUAGUUGAUGACAUCGUUGGCCCUUGCUAUGUCUUGUUUUUAACUAGGUAUCAAAAAGGUGAUUUGCCAGAAGGGGUGAUACCCUCCACAUCCCCUUGGUUUAUCUGCGAGUUUCGAUACAAUGAAAACACUCAUGUUUUUAAUCGUAUUAGAACUUGGAAAGCGUGUUUGCCGGAUGAAGUUAGAGAUGAUCCAGAACAACCUUUAAUUCCGUUGCAUGAGACUCGUAAAUUGAUCAAAUACGAAUCUCCCAUAAAGUCCACGUUGGAGCCGGGAGCAAAACUUAACGAUCCAAUCCCCGAUCCUGUGCCUGGUACUUCAAGCUCCCCACCUAUUCGAGGAUCCGUGUAUAUUACGGCACCUAUACCUAAUGAUGAUUUGGGACAAUACACCACUAGUCCGAACACCGUGCCAGUACCUGACCAUGAUGAUUUGAAGUCCGGUAGAAAGGCAUAUUUGUUCACUCCAAUAUCACAGUUGAAAGGUGGUGGUGGCUCGUCCGGUGCUGUAUAUGCGACUACCCCAGCAUUACCGCAUGGAUCACCAAAUCAUGAAACAUCAAGGCAACCUCUUGGGCUGAUGUCUACCUUGCCUUUGGGAAGGUCUGCAAUGAGCCCACCUUUAGGUGACGUCACGCCAUUGGGAUCAGAAGGGUCAUCUCGUUACCAGCUACUUCAACAAGAUGACAAGCCACAGUUGCCUACUAGUUAUAAAUCUUUGCACGAUCUGUUACAGGAGAAUAAGAAAAUGCAAGAACAGCAAUUGCAUCAAUUCCAGCAACAGCAGCAUCAGCAAAUUUUCAAACGUGCGUUGACUCCUACUCCAACAAGUUUUGUUCCUACGGGAACCAACUAUUAUAAUAGUGUGCCAGCGUAUUCCAAUUUAUAUGCUGGUGGUAUUUUGUCGUAUGGUGUUGAUGCCGAAGAACUUGAUAAUUUGAAAGAAUUAGUAAACAAGCGACAAAAGAGAAAUCCUGAUGGAGACGAUGUCGAUGAAGUUAUAUUUUAUCGUUCACCUCCAGUACAACUUGCAGGUAAUAGGAUAAUAACAGAUCUGAACGUCGAGCUUGGUCAUUCGGCUAAAUACUUGGCGUGGAAGAUCAAGGCUGAGGCUGAGAGUAAGUAA
Lodderomyces orthopsilosis Co 90-125 is the source of this 2460-nucleotide messenger RNA. RefSeq lists its product as uncharacterized. Gene Ontology annotation, molecular function: protein binding; chromatin binding. NCBI's taxonomy places the organism in Eukaryota, Fungi, Ascomycota, Pichiomycetes, Serinales, Debaryomycetaceae. Gene Ontology annotation, biological process: chromatin remodeling. The transcript has a single exon. Gene Ontology annotation, cellular component: RSC-type complex. The coding region runs from base 1 to 2460 and encodes 819 amino acids. The record is from RefSeq and is a predicted model, not a curated record.